CACAGUCCUCCAAGAAGAAACAAUGCAAGAACAUUCAGAGUCACAGUUCCCCUCUUCCAGCCCAGGCAUGCGCUCGACAUGGAGGGAGAGGUGGCACGGUGAAUACUCCUUGCGCGCGCACGCCCCCACCCACCCUAUAAUAACCCCUCGCCGCGCGCACCACCACACAAGCGUGUCUACUAGCAGCCGAUCGAGGAGCUAGGCGCAAGCUACCCCCAACCUCGAGCUACUACCAGCCGGCAGCGGCAGCUGCUGUGCCGCUGCCGCCAUGGAGAACCCCUACACGAGCUUCUUCAAGAACCACCCGCACCGCCACCGUUACUACUACCACCCCGCCACGCCGCCGGCGCCAGCAGUGACGCCCGCCGCCUACUCCUCCCUGCCCUUCUUCGCCGCGCAUCUGCAGCCACCACCAACCCACACGCCGCCCGCCCCGCCCUCGCCCCCGCUCCGGGAAGCCCUGCCGCUCCUCUCGCUCGCCCCGGCGGCCGCGUCAUCGUCGCGCGGUAUCACGCGAGAGCCGGGGCAGCGCGGCCGGGUAGCGGCGGAUUCUGACGAGGACGGGGACGACGAGGAAGAGGAGGAGGGCGGCCCCGCCGCGAGCAGUAACAGCGGCCACGGACAGCAGCGCGUGGGAGGCGGGCUCUUCGCCGACCUGAACGCCAAGGCCGCGGGCGACCCGAUGGACGUGGAGUCCGGCGGCUCCGCGGCGGGCGACGUGAUCGUGGCGCUGCGCAUCGGCUUGCCGACGACCAGCGCCGGCUCGGCCGACCCCAUCGGCGCCCGCAGGAGGCAUGAGGACGGCGGCGCCGAGGAGGAGGAGGACGACGAAGGGAGGAAUGGCAGGGAGAACGGCGGCGGCGGGGAGGAGGAAGAGGAAGAAGGGGAGGCCGUGGCAGCCCCGCUAGGGUUCCCGUCGACGCCGAUCGGGCGGCUGAACAAGGGGCAGUACUGGAUCCCGACGCCGUCGCAGAUCCUGAUCGGCCCGACGCAGUUCUCCUGCCCCGUCUGCUUCAAGACCUUCAACCGAUACAACAACAUGCAGAUGCACAUGUGGGGCCACGGGUCGCAGUACCGCAAGGGCCCGGAGUCGCUGCGCGGCAUCCAGCCGACGGCGAUGCUGCGGCUGCCGUGCUACUGCUGCGCGCCGGGGUGCCGCAACAACAUCGACCACCCGCGCGCCAAGCCGCUCAAGGACUUCCGCACGCUGCAGACCCACUACAAGCGCAAGCACGGGCUCAAGCCCUUCCUCUGCCGCCGCUGCGGCAAGGCCUUCGCCGUCAAGGGCGACUGGCGCACGCACGAGAAGAACUGCGGCAGGCUCUGGUACUGCCUCUGCGGCUCCGAGUUCAAGCACAAGCGCUCGCUCAAGGACCACGCCCGCGCCUUCGGACACGGCCACGGCUUCGUCGGCGGCGCCGGCGCCGGCGCAUGCGGCGGCGACGACGACGGCGCGGUCUCCGACGUCGACCACGACGGCGCCGCCGCGGCCAAGUCGAUGUGAUGAUUGUUAUCACCGAUGAUGAUCCGUCGAUCGGUCGAGCUCCGAGCCUCCGAUCCAAGCCGGCCGGCCGGAAGAUCGAUCGAUCUUAUACAUACAAAGACACUGUAUGAUCGAUGCUGUACUGUAAGAGAUGAUCGAGCUGUUCUUUUAUUUUCGUUGCCGCUGCAGCUGCUGCUGUUAUGUCUUCUUUAUCAUCUUAUAAUUAGGUACGUUGUGUUUGGUUGGAGGGUGAACUUGCAUUGCAUUGCUAGGGCAUAAGUACGGCACGGCUCAUGUGUGGUCAUUGUAGUACUCUUGUUCUCUAUCAUCCUAGUGAUUGUAGGAGGGCUCGACUAGGGAACUAGCUAGUACUACAUCUCGAUCGAUCACAGGCAUGCGUGGAGAACUAGCCCUGUUCAUCCAGUUCAAGACCUGCAAAUGUUGUACAAAUUAAAUAAAUAAUUCCUUGUUGAGCGCGGACACUUACAAGUA
Messenger RNA from Panicum virgatum (switchgrass), 1975 nucleotides. Its product is annotated as zinc finger protein WIP2-like. The record is from RefSeq and is a predicted model, not a curated record. The transcript is spliced from 2 exons. The coding region runs from base 269 to 1504 and encodes 411 amino acids. NCBI's taxonomy places the organism in Eukaryota, Viridiplantae, Streptophyta, Magnoliopsida, Poales, Poaceae. Gene Ontology annotation, cellular component: nucleus. Gene Ontology annotation, biological process: anatomical structure development; regulation of gene expression. Gene Ontology annotation, molecular function: DNA-binding transcription factor activity.